UAAAAAUUUUUACAAAAAAAAAGAAUGCCGUAUGUCAGGACACUCUCAAUAGUGCUGUGAUAGUAGGACAGAAGUAGAUGCUGAGAUAGAUUGAUCUUCCUGAGCAUUCUCAGGAAGUACAGCCUCUUCUGUGCCUUUUUCACAAGCAUGUUAACAUUCAUAGUCCAUGAGAGGUCCUCCGAGAUAUAAGUGCCCAGAAACUUAAAACUACCCACCCUCUCCACCUCCUCACCAUUUAAGUACAAUGGUAGAUGUUUAUCUCUCUUCCUCCUGAAGUCAAUUAUAAGUUCUUUAGUUUUUGUGGUGUUAAGUGUGAGAUUAUUUUCAUUACACCACAAUGUCAGCCCUUGUACCUCCUUCCUGUAAGCAGACUCAUUGUUCUUAUUAAUGAGCCCAACCACUGUUGUGUCAUCCGCAAAUUUAAUAAUUGCGUUGGUGUUAUAUAGUAGGGUGCAGUCAUGCGUAUACAAGGAAUAAAGGAAAGGGCUUAGCACACAACCCUGGGGGGCUCCUGUGCUUAAUAUCAGAGUAGAGGAAUGGUGAGAUCCCAUCCUUACUGACUGUGGCCUACCUGUCAGAAAGUCCCUUAUCCACAAGCAAAUCCUCUGAUUUAUACCCAAAUUGGACAUUUUAAAAAACAACCUGUUGGGUAAAAUGGUGUUAAAGGCAGAGCUAUAAUCCACAAAUAACAGCCUUGCAUAUGCCCCUGUUGUUCCAAAUGAUUCAAUAUAGUAUGGACAACAAGAGAAUAGCAUCAUCAGUUGAUCUAUUACCCCUAUAUGCAAAUUGGUAUGGGUCCAAAGUAGAUGGAAGACUAGCCUUAAUACCAGCCUCUCAAAACAUUUCAUGACAACAGAUGUUAAAGUUACUGGUCUAUAAUCAUUAAGAGAUACCACUACUGUCUGCUUAGGAACUGGCACUAUAAUAGAUGUCUUCAGGCAGGUAAGGAUACAGCACUGCGACAGAGAUAGAUUGAAAAUAUCCGUGAACACUUCAGCUAGCUCUGCAGUGCAGUCCCUGACAACUCGUUCCAGAAUUCCAUCUGGCCCAGCUGCCUUCCAGAUAUUAACAUUCUGGAAAGUGCAUCUCACAUCAGAGAUCUGCAGUAGAAGUGGUUGUCUAUCGAUGGUAGAUGUUAAUGAUGCACCAUCAGUGGUAAAUGCUGAAUGAUGGUCGUUCUUGUGUCCACCUCAAAACGGCUGAAGAAUUGAUUUAACUGCUCAGCUAAAGAGUCACUAGUCCCAGGCAGACUAUUUUUAUUGCUUUGUCCUGUGAUUUGUCGCAGACCUUGCCAUACACGACCAGAGUCUGAGUUCUCAAAAAGAUGUUCAAUCCUUCAUCUGUAUGUAGCCUUAGUGUCCUUGAUGCCCCUUUUCAAUUUAGCUCUUGCCUCGCUAUACUGUAGCGCAUCACCAGAAUGGAAAGCAGCAUUUCUUGCUCUUAAUAAAAGACACACUUUUCUAUUUAUCCAGGGCUUGUUGUUAGAGAACACCCGUACUUGUCUGGUGGUAGUGACAACAUCAAUGCAGCUUUUAAUGUAAAACAGUACUGUUGAAGUGUUCGGAGGCCUUUCCCAGGAUCAAACAAAGUGAUUGCCAUCACUUCGUGAUUGAUGGGGCACCCCUCCUUCACAUUCAUCUCUCCGGAGCAACUUCAGACCCAUCUAGGAAGGGAGGAAACUAGCCGUGGGGAGCAGAGGUCCGCUCUCGCACGGCCAUACACUGCAGAUGCAAAACCAGGAAGCCCCUGGGAGCCAGUUUCUCAAGGGGUGGAAAACUAAUAUUGUCCUGUAAAACAAUAUGGAAAUAUAUACACCAUGUGGGCUGGACCUCACUUUAUAGUAGUGCUGUCUGGAUUCAAAACUGUGAAAGAAGUAAUGACCAGCUUCCCAGAGGAAUUCUCUGGUAGAAUAGAAGAUGCUUUCGUGAUCGCUUUGGGGAAAAAAAAGGGUAUUAUUUUCUCCAAUGGCCAUGUCUGGAAACAGCAGCGACACAUCGGCAUCACUACUCUGAGGAAGCUGGGCCUGGGGAAGAAGAGCACUGAGCAUCAGAUAGAAGACGCAGCUCAGACAUUGGUGGAAACAUUUAAAAAAACAAAAGGACAGCCAUUUGACCCUUCAAUUCCAGUAAUAAAUGCAGUUUCUAAUGUCAUAUGUGCUUUGAGUUUUGGUCAUCAGUUUGAACCUGAAGAUGAAAACUUCCAGAAGCUAAUUAAAGCAUCAGAAAUUAUUGUGAAAUUCAGUGGUAGCUUUUUUUAUGUGAUGUUUAUUAUGUUCCCACGAUUAAUGAACUAUCUCCCGGGCCCUCACCAGGAUGCCUUGGCUUCGAUAGAGGUGAUUAAUUCCUUUGCAAAGCAGGAAAUAGAGAAACACAAGGAAUCCAGCUGUCUGCAUGAGCCACAAGAUUUCAUUGAUCACUAUCUUCUUCAGAUGGAGAAGAGUAGGAAUGACAUCAACUCUACCUACAAUGAAGAUAACCUGGCUCGGUGUAUUUCUGAUUUUUUUGGUGCUGGAUCAGAGACAACCUUCACUGUUCUGAAGUGGGCACUGCUCCUCUUGACCAAUCAUCCUGACAUUCAAGAGAAAGUCCAGAAAGAGAUUGAAGAAGCCUUUAGUUCCUCUGUCUCAAUUUCCUAUCAGGAUCGGAAGAAGCUGCCCUACACCAAUGCCGUGAUUCAUGAAAUUCAGCGUUUAAAAUAUGUUUUUCUAGUUGGGAUUCCCAGGCAAAGUACAAAAGAUGUGACGAUGAAGGGUUACCACAUUCCAAAGAGCACGCUGAUUUUGCCAGACCUGCGCUCUGUUCUUCUUGACCCUGAACAAUGGGAGACACCUACAGAAUUCAACCCAAAUCACUUUUUAGAUAAGGAUGGGAAGUUCAUGGAACGAGAAGAGUUUCUGCCCUUCGGAAUAGGUAAACGCAUAUGUGUGGGAGAGCAGCUGGCAAGAAUUGAGAUCUUCAUCUUUCUGACCAAUCUGUUGAGGGCCUUCAGCUUCCGGUUGCCUGAAGGAGUGAAAGAACUCAAUGAAGCCCCUAUUGUAAAUGUGACAAUGCAUACACACCCUUACAAACUGUGUGCUAUUCCCACAAAGGCUUAAAAUUAAACCCCAUAAAAAGCAUUAAAUUAUUACAGAAUAGUUAUACAGUAUGACGAAUGUUUCCUAUGUACCUGCCUAUUCACUUAAUAUUGUGCUUUGCUUCUAUUUACUCAAUACUGAAACUUCUUCAACCUAUUGCUGGUUCACACCGCACGCCUAACAAAGUCAACCAAAGACUUAGAGGAUGUGUGUGAAAAAUGUUCUAACUAAGCUUAUCAUGCUUUAUCUUUGUUUCCUUUUGAAUGCCAAUAAAACAUAUUACUUUCCAUUUA
This is a messenger RNA of Crotalus tigris (Tiger rattlesnake), 3366 nucleotides long. RefSeq names its product cytochrome P450 2J2-like. Gene Ontology annotation, molecular function: iron ion binding; oxidoreductase activity, acting on paired donors, with incorporation or reduction of molecular oxygen, reduced flavin or flavoprotein as one donor, and incorporation of one atom of oxygen; heme binding. The record is from RefSeq and is a predicted model, not a curated record. Lineage: Eukaryota; Metazoa; Chordata; Lepidosauria; Squamata; Viperidae. Gene Ontology annotation, cellular component: intracellular membrane-bounded organelle; cytoplasm. The transcript has 10 exons. Gene Ontology annotation, biological process: xenobiotic metabolic process; arachidonate metabolic process. The coding region runs from base 1817 to 3094 and encodes 425 amino acids.